Anneissia japonica is the source of this 827-nucleotide messenger RNA. Its product is annotated as oligosaccharyltransferase complex subunit ostc-like. The transcript has 4 exons. The record is from RefSeq and is a predicted model, not a curated record. Gene Ontology annotation, cellular component: oligosaccharyltransferase complex. The coding region runs from base 36 to 485 and encodes 149 amino acids. NCBI's taxonomy places the organism in Eukaryota, Metazoa, Echinodermata, Crinoidea, Comatulida, Comatulidae.
AAAACCUUUUCUCUACGUGGCUCAAAAAAGGGAAAAUGGAGACCCUCUUUUCGCUUCCAUUUGCUGUUUUAGAAUGUCCGUACCUUCGUUUGAAAAAGCCAUCAUGGUUAAAAUCACCUGGUGCAAUGACAGUUUAUGCAAUUGUAUUAGGUUCUUACUUUCUCGUUACCGGAGGCCUUAUCUAUGAUGUAAUUGUUGAACCUCCAAGUGUGGGAUCAACCACAGAUGAAAAUGGACAUCAAAAGCCAGUUGCAUUUAUGCCAUACAGAGUUAAUGGUCAAUAUAUUAUGGAAGGUCUUGCUUCUAGUUUCCUUUUUACAAUUGGUGGUUUGGGCUUUGUUAUUCUCGACAAGUCCAACACCCCAAACACUCCAAAACUAAACCGAUUCCUGCUGGUUUUUGUUGGAUUCGCUUGCAUCUUAAUUCCGUUCUUUAUGAUGAGGGUGUUUAUGAGAAUGAAAUUGCCUGGUUACCUUUCAUCAUAAACCAAAGCUGAAUUUGCUUCCAAGUUUCACGUUUUUUUUUUUUUGCCAGCCAUCAGAACACAAUGUAGAGGGAAGAAUUCAAGUCUGGACACUGGAAAACAUCAUCUUAUUUUACCUACUUUUAUUUCUUCAUCAUUAUUAAAUAUCUUAUCCUUUCCAAUCUUGGCAAAUUCCAAAGAAUAAAAUAUCAUUAUGGGAUGGAAUAAUAUAACUUUUUUUUUCUCAAUUGAAUUUAGAUUUUCAUUGUUUGCUAUUGUAAUAUAUGCAUUGGCAAUGACUAAUGGUUUGCACAUUGGCAUUUCAAAAAGCAGUAGCUAAUAAAAUUGAAUAUUUACUACUUAA